AUGAGUGAAAUUCAAAUUGAUCGAAACGCUCUAUUGAUAGAAAAUACUACGUUAAAGGAAGAGAAUAACCGUCUUAAAAUUUUAUUUAAUCAUUUUUCUAUGUCAUCAUUAACACACGAUAUUCCCUUUGCUCAUGUUUAUAUUUACAAUAAUACAUAUACUCAAAAAUGUCGUAAAGAAAUUGAACAUUUUAUGAUUGAAAAAUCUAAAAUUCUUGCCAAUCCAAUUACUUUGAAAAAUACACAAUCAUUCAAAAUUCCCAAUAAUUUUAUAAAUCUUGAAAGUUUAAAAAAUCAUUCAGUUGGAAAUCACAAUAUUAUUGGAAAUAUAAAAUUUUUUGAUAAUUUUUCAAUAGACAUUAUGGGGGAUGCAUUAUAUAAUUUUAAAGAUGCACAAAGUCAAAAUUGGGAUUUACCAGAUUUUGAAUAUAUAUAUUAUAAUCCCUUAGGAGGCUUAGCAGAAGAUUUAACUGUUAAAGCUCAUAAUUCACGAAUUGGUCCUAAGUGCUUUAAUUGUGAAGGGCCUCAUGUACUAUCUACUUGUCUUCAAAAAUUAGAUUUUAAAAAAAUUGCAAAAAAUAAAACUGAAUUUAUGGCCAAAUCCAUUAAUAAAAAUAUGACCAGCAGAUAUCACAUUGAUAUUGAACCAAGAUACACAAAAUACAAACCAGGUUUAAUCACAAGUUCAUUGAGAAAAGCACUUGGAUUGCAUAAAUAUGAAUUACCUCCCUAUAUAUAUGUUAUGAGAACUUUAGGUUACCCUCCUGGCCAUUUAAUUGAUGCAAAGAAGGAGACUUCAGGAAUUAUACUGCGAAAUAAUUCUAAAGAAAAUUUCAAAUAUGAUGACACUAUCUCAAUCAAAUCUUUUGACUUAAAUAAAAUCAUUAAUUAUGAAGGGUUUAAUGUUUCCCUGAAUAGCAAAUCUAUUGAUGAAUACAAAAAAUUUAAUUCAAUACCCAUGCAAUUCCACCAUUCUAAAUUAAAUUGGCUUGAAAAGUUUGAGCAUCCAUCUAUCCACAAUGUUGAUAUUGGAGAUGAGGGAAAAAAAAUUGAUAAUGUUUCCAUUUAUUCUCAAGUUGACAAUGAAAGCAGAUUUGUUAAUAUAGAUCCAGAAACUAUAAUUGACAUAGAUACAACAAAGAUAGAGCAUAAAAAUUAUUCACCUUUAGAUAAUAGUAUCAAUAUUUCUAUGCAAGAAAUGUCAACGAAUAAUAAAUUGGAUCAUACUGAUAUUAAAACUAAAAAUAAAUAUUUUAAAGGGACACCUAUUAUAGCAAGUGAAAAAAGAUUAUUAAAUAGUAUUGUACAUAAUAAUGUAAUUUUUCAAAAUUUACCAUCACUUGAACAAUUUGCUGUUGAUAUUCAACCAUUUUCAUGUGAUAAAGAAUUUCAGACAUUUAUACCUGAUGCCCAAAAUAUAAUGGAGAGAAAAGGCAUAUUUGAAAAAUUCAAACAAAAACUCAAUUGUAUCAAAAGAAAAGCUUGUAAAAGAUUAUAAACUCAUGUAUUGUGAACUUUUCAUAUAAUUAGUGAAUUUAAUAUAGGUUUUAAUUGAAUAUUUCCUUAUCCAUAUUU
Gordionus sp. m RMFG-2023 is the source of this 1574-nucleotide messenger RNA. Its product is annotated as zinc finger CCHC domain-containing protein 8-like. Gene Ontology annotation, cellular component: catalytic step 2 spliceosome. The record is from RefSeq and is a predicted model, not a curated record. The transcript has 3 exons. The coding region runs from base 1 to 1497 and encodes 498 amino acids. NCBI's taxonomy places the organism in Eukaryota, Metazoa, Nematomorpha, Gordioida, Chordodea, Parachordodidae. Gene Ontology annotation, molecular function: RNA binding.